Messenger RNA from Emys orbicularis (European pond turtle), 2163 nucleotides. RefSeq names its product prolyl 3-hydroxylase 3 (gene P3H3). Gene Ontology annotation, biological process: collagen metabolic process. The transcript has 15 exons. Lineage: Eukaryota; Metazoa; Chordata; Testudines; Emydidae. Gene Ontology annotation, molecular function: protein binding; iron ion binding; procollagen-proline 3-dioxygenase activity. The record is from RefSeq and is a predicted model, not a curated record. Gene Ontology annotation, cellular component: endoplasmic reticulum. The coding region runs from base 1 to 2163 and encodes 720 amino acids.
AUGGCCUCCCUCCUCCUCCUCCUCCUCCUCGCCCUCUCUGCCCCGGGCACGUCCCUCUUCUCUCCAGGUUCGGGGCGUCUGCUCCCCUACGAUCUGCUCUACGCUGAUGGGGUCCGGGCCUAUUUCGCGCGGGACUGGCCUCGGGCGGCCGAGCUGCUGCAGCGCGCCCUGCACAGCUAUUCGCAGCUGCUGGUGGCGCGGCGCGGCUGCCAGGGCAGAUGCAGGGAAGAGGCCGGCUUCGCGGGCCCACCGGCCGCUCCCUCCUGGGAGACCCGCUUCUUCGACAGGAUCCUGCAGCGCGCGGAGUGCCUGGGGGAGUGCCUGGGGCGCCGGCUGGGCUCGGAGCCCUCCCUUCACAGGGCCAGCAGGGAGAUCCAGGAGGACUUCGAGCAGAGGGAGCCCUACAACUACCUCCAGGUGGCCUUAUUCCAGCUGAAGAAGCUGGAUGAAGCGGUGUCAGCAGCUCACACGUUUUUCGUGGCCAAUCCUCAGCACCUACAGAUGCGUGAGGACAUGGAGAAAUAUCAGCGCAUGGCAGGGGUGAAGCUAGAGAGUUUCCGAGACCUGCAGGCCACACUAUACUGGGAGGCAUACGAGACUGGGGUGCAGCAGUACAAUGUGGAAGACUACCUGCAGGCUGCUGUGAAGCUGGAGGAGUCACUCAAAGAGGUACUAUUGGCACUGGAGGAUUGUCGAGCUCUGUGCGAGGGGCCCCAGGAGGAUGGCACAGAGGAGGAGAUGCAACCUGGCCUUUAUGAAGCCAUCGCAGCCCAUUAUAUUCAGGUCCUGAAGUGCAGGCAGCACUGUGUCCUUGAAGUUGCCACCAAGCCAGGACGGGUUUCAGCCACAGACGAUUUCAUACCAUCCCAUUUGGUUUUAUUGCAGUUUGCUUAUGAUCAAGUUGGGAACCAGGCACUGGCUGCUGAAUGUGCUGCUUCUUACUUGCUCUUCUAUCCUUCGGAUGAACUGAUGCUGGAGAAGAUGAAAAGGUAUCAGGCGGAGCUGGGAGAGGGAGCAUCAAUGACAGCCAGAGAGAAUAUUCAACGCUAUGUGCAGAGGUCUCUGAUGGAGAAGAAGUUGAUUUACUAUGCAGUGGAGCAUCUGGGAGGAACUUUUAAUGACCCUGACCCUUGGACCCCUGAUGAGCUGAUUCCUGGAAGUCUGAAGCAGAAACACAGGGAGAAUCGGGAGAAGCAGAGGCUGGAGAAUCUGGAUGUGGGAGAGCAGGAGCAGAGGGGUCCAUUCACUUUUGAGGGCAUCACCGUCGCCAUGGAUUCUCACCAGCUGAAUGGAUCCCAGCGGGUAGUCUUUGACAGAGUCCUGACUGAUUCCGAAUGUAAGGACAUUCUCCGGCUGGCAAAGGCAGCUGGCGGUACGGGAGAUGGUUACCGAGGCAGACAGUCCCCUCACACCCCCCAUGAGAGAUUUGAAGGGUUAACAGUGUUAAAGGCUUUGCAGCUGGCACAAGAUGGGACCGUGAACUGGAGAGAUGCCACACUGCUCCUGCAUGCCAGCGAGAAAUCCCGGAAAAUAGUAGAGUCCUAUUUCACCCCUGGGAAAAGGCUCCAUUUCUCAUUCACACACCUCGUGUGCCGCACAGCUGUAGAGGGGGAACAGGAUGGUCGCAUGGAUCUCAGUCACCCAGUUCACGCUGAUAACUGUCUCUUGGAUCCUGAGGGGAAAGAAUGCUGGAGAGAACCACCUGCCUACAUGUACAGGGACUUUAGUGGAAUCCUCUACCUCAAUGAUGACUUCCACGGUGGGGACCUGUUCUUCACUGAAGUGGAUGCAGUGACCGUUACGGCUCAGGUGCGCCCCAAAUGUGGGAAGCUGGUGGCCUUCAGCUCUGGAAGGGAGAAUCCCCAUGGCAUAUGGGCAGUGACCCAUGGGAGGCGCUGUGCCAUUGCGCUCUGGUACACCCUUUCUCCGGAACAUGCAGAGCAGGAGCGGAUGGAGGCUGAGGACCUGAUGAGACAGGGGGACAUGGAGCAGGAACUGUCACACACAGAUGUCAAGGAGCAUAUGGGGACUGACCACAGUGGUGGGGCCUCACCAGAGCCCCCCGUGCCCAAGGGAAGAGCCAGAUCCACAAGCCAGAGACGUACGUCAGGCUCAGAGUCUGGGCAGCAACCCCAGAAGCUGCGAGCCAGGGAUGAGUUCUGA